AAGAUAGGAAAAGAUGUGGUGAUGAUGCUAGCUUUAGGUAGAGUGGCUAAAAACUAAAAUAGAAAUUAGAAGAUGGGGUUGAAGGACCUCUAACACUCUCAUUGUAUGGAUGGAGAAACUGAGGUAUAGAAAAGAUAAGGGACUUAUGCAGGAUCACACAGUUAAUAUCUGAGAACAGACAGAGUCAAGUCUUCUUGACUAAAACCAAGCUUCUCUUUACUUGUUCUAUUUAAUCUCACAUGGUUUUAUAAAAUACAGGAAGCAGCAAGAAGGCAGAGAGGACUAUAAUUUUCCAGGAUCAAGAGCGCAGAGAAAGAAGCAGAAGACAAAGAGAGCAGAAUAAUAAUAAUAAAGAGGGAAUAAUAAUAAAGAGAGAAAGACAUUCCUGUAUGACUGUAGGAAAGAUGCUUCUGCUAUGUCUGGGAGGUGGGACCAAAGAGACUAUAAAUUCUUCAUAUAGAAGCAACCCUAGAAAAUCUGUAGGGUUUUGCUUUUUUUUUUUUUUUUUUUUGCAUGGGUUAUAGGGUAAUUACUGAACUGGUAACCAGGCAGUAUUUGAUUUUAUCUCUCAUCUCUUCCCGUUUCUCCCUGUGUAACUAUGGGCAAAUGAAUUUCAUCUCUUUUAGAGCUUUCAGGAGGUUGGAUCAUAUGUUGAUUGGUUGGCCCCUUAUAUAACUUUAAUUCUUACAGUCCUCUAUCUGUAUUAUCUAGUGUAAGAGAUCUUCCCUUUAAGUCUGAAAUUUUCCCACCUAUAAAAUGAAGCCAUUCAUUAAAUAAUGUCUAAAGGUAAUUCUAACUCUUCAUCUCAUGAUUCCAGGAAAUUUCUGUUACUUUACACAGGGCAGAGAAGGGGCAAUGAGCGGCUAACAGUUGCCUGAGCUGGACAUUGUACAUUGGCCUUUGAGGUCUUGGCCACUAGAAAGGCCUUUCCCCUUCAAUGAGAUAGGGGGAAUUCCUCUUAGGGGGAAGGGAGUCACAAUUUAGCCCUUUCCAGACCCAAGAAAAUCAUUUUGGGAGCAAGAAUCCGCUGAUAGGGGAGGACCUGGGAUCAGGGCUACUACUGGGGCUGGGCUGAAGGAAGCAGCCCACUAUCCCAUGGGAUUUAUGGGAAGUCUUCUCAGUUCAGUUGGUAAUUAACUUGGUCUAAAGAUAAAGCCAAAACAAAUAACCAGAGAGCAGCUGGCCCAGAUAUAUCAGCCCGCUUCUUCCACUGUUACCUUGCUAGCCUCUGCCAUGGAGGCCCCCAAGAUCCUGGCUCUGUCACAACUGCUUCUCCUUCUGGGUCUCCCUCUUGCCCAUGGAGACCCUCUGUACCUCCUGGUGGCCCCUCGAGUUCUAUGGGUGGGGAGCCCAGAGAACAUCAUGCUGCAGGUGCAUCCAGACCCUGAGCAGCCUCUGGUCGAGACUCUUGAAGUGUUUCUCACCAUUUGGGACUUUCCCCUAGAGAGGAAGUUGUUAUAUAACCUACCGCUCACACUCAACCUAGAAAACAACUAUAUGGCCUUGGCUCCUGUGACGAUCCCGGAUAGCGUAGUCUUCCCUCCACGUCCAGGGAAGCAGUAUGUGGUCCUCAAAGCCUCCUCCAAGAACUUCUCUCUGAUGAAAACCAUCCUGGUUGCUCCACAUGCUGGCUACAUCUUCAUCCAGACGGAUAAGACCAUCUAUACCCCUGAGCAAUGGAUUCAAUACAGGGUGUUCACAGUGAACCAUGGUUUAGACCCAGUGUUGAGGCCAUUCACCAUCAACAUAAAGAAUCCUCAAGGCAUCUCGGUCAUCAGCCAGAACCUAGGGGAGGAGAGUGGUUUCUUUGUGGGUUCCUUCCAGCUCCCUGAAUUGGUCAGUUUUGGAACCUGGACUAUUGAGGCCCAUUAUCAGAGUGGGCCCCAGAAUCCAUACAGUGUGUCCUUUGAAGUGAAAGAAUAUGUGCUCCCAUCCUUUGAGGUCCAGUUGGUUCCCAAUAAGACCUUCUUCUACCUUAAUGACAUGAUUGGGAUUGAUAUUGAGGCCAGAUAUGUUUUCAACAAGCCUGUUGAUGGACAUGCCGUGGCCAUUUUUGGGAUAAAACUGGACUCUAGUUGGAUUGCCAUCCAGGACUCACUGCAGAGAGUAAAGAUUUCUGAAGGCCAUGGACAUGCUUCCCUCAGCAAGGACACCCUGACCACACAGUUCCAGGAUCUCAACAAUCUCCUGGGGGUUUCAAUUUUUGUCAAUGUUACUGUAUUCUCCUCUGCAGGUGAAAUGGUUCAGGCUGAGCACUCAGGGGUGAAGAUAGUCCAGAGUCCCUAUAAUAUCAGAUUCACCAGAACACCUCAUUAUUUCAAGCCUGGAAUGCCCUUCCACUUUGGGGUCUCAGUCACCCAUCUUGAUGGAUCUCCAGCAUCUGAGGUUCCUGUGCAAUGUGAAGGCAACAGGGUCCAGACUUCAGCUGAAGGGCUUGGUUCCUUGACCCUUAACACUGCAAUCAAUUUGGAGAAACUGUCCAUUCGAGUGGAAACAAAGGAUGAGCUUCUUCAGCCCCAUGAACAGGCCUCAGCUGAGUUGACAAUCCAGGCCUAUAAGACUCAGGAAAACUCUGAAAACUUCCUACACAUUGAGGUCAACACUUUGGAAACUGAGAUUGGGAAAAGCUUUCAAUUAAGCCUCAAUACAAGGCACAAGAAUCAGGACAUCAAAGAGAGAAUCACACACUUCACCAUCUUGUUACUGAGCAAAGGGCAGAUCACACAUGUCCAGAUCGAGCCCAGGAGAGCAGGGGGCAUUGUAACAUCUUCCAUGGUCCUUGUGAGGCCAGAACUACUGCCAUCCUUCCGUAUCCUAGCCUAUUACAUCCUCCCAGGCUCCAGUCCAGAGCUCGUGGCCGACUCCAUCUGGAUUGAUGUGAAGGACACAUGCAUGGGCACUCUUCAGAUAGGCCUGAAGGACUCAACUGAUGAUGGAGUAUAUGAACCCAGUGUCCUUGUGAACCUACUGCUGACUGGUGACCCUCAUGCUCUGGUGGGCCUGGUUGCCGUGGACAAAGCUGUCUACGCCCUAAACAGCAAGCACAAGAUUUCCCAAAAGAAGGUUUGGGAUGUGGUGGAGACUCGAGACAUUGGCUGCACUGCAGGAAGUGGGAGAGACAACCUGGGUGUUUUUACGGAUGCUGGUCUGGACCUCACAACCAGUGCUGGGAUAAACACGGUGGCUAGUGAAGACUGGCAAUGCCCCCGGAGUUCCUCCUCUUCCUCACGCAAAAGCAGGUCCCUGAAAAUUCUGGAAAAAAAAAGACAAAAAGUGAAUGAAUUCAGGGUCCAGCUGGAGCGACGCUGCUGUGAGGCAGGCUUUCGGGAGGGGCCUGUCGGACUCUCAUGCGAGGACCGGGUGCCCUGGGUACGCCACGGCCCCGCCUGCAAGGCUGCCUUUCUACAGUGCUGUCACCACGGGGCAAUGCUGGAUCAGGAGGCCCAGGCGGAGAGGCUGGUGCUGGGGACUGCUGACGAAGAUGAGGACCCAGACUUGUGGAUCCUGGAAGAGGACUUGCCAGUACGCACAGUCUUCCCUGAGACUUGGCUCUGGAGAAAGGUCACUUUGCCCAAAAACCCUGCCCGGGGUUCAAGACUUGCUUCUAUGAUCAUCCCUGUGACCCUGCCUGAUUCCAUCACCACUUGGCAAAUCAUGGCUGUGAGCCUCCGGAAGGGCAAAGGUGUUUGCAUCUCAGAGCCCCUAGAGCUGGUGGUCAGGAAGGUUUUCUUCAUGGACCUGAAGCUGCCCUUCUCUGUGGUCAGGAAUGAGCAGGUCCAAAUCCAAGCCGUGCUGCAUAGCUACCUGAAAAGAACUGCCCGGGUUCGUGUAGAAUUUCCCUACAAGAAGGCGCUGUGUAGUAAGGCCAGCAAGACCCAGUCCUUCUUCCAGAGAGUCUCCGUGCCUCCUGCCUCCUCCAGGGUGGUGUACUUCAUUGUGCUUCCUGUAGAGCAGGGCAAAGUUGAUGUGGAAGUCAAAGUUGAGGGAUCUGGAGUCUGGGACCAAGUGAAGAAAACCCUCUUUGUUCAGGCAGAAGGACAGAUAGAGAGACUCUCUUAUAGUAUGCUGUUGGACCCCAAAGGUCUUACCCAGCAGGAAAUUGUGCAGAGAAGUGUCUUUGAAAACAUGGUGCCUGGCACAAAUGCAGAAGUGUUUGUCAGUGUACAAGGAGACAUUCUUGGUGAGCCCAUCCUUGGAGCGCUGACACCAUCUGAAUUGCACAAGCUGCUAACAGUGCCAACAGGCUGUCCUGAGCAGACCCUGAGCUCUUUGGCCCCUCUGGUCAUCCUGACCCAAUACUUGGAUGCCACGGGGCAGUGGGGUCAAGUUGGAGUGGAGCGAAGAAAACAGGUGAUGGACAACAUUGCUUCUGGUUAUGCUCGGAUGUUGACUCACCGGAAUUCAGAGGGUACCUAUCACAUCCACCAGGAAAGUCCUGGGAGCACAUGGCUCACCAGCUAUGCAUUCAGGGUUUUUGCUAUGGCCUUCAAGUUAAUGACCAAUAAUAAAAUAGAGCUAGAUAUUCUGUGCAGCAGUGCCAAAUGGCUCAUUACCCAGAGACAAGAAGAGGAUGGAAGCUUCCAGGAAAAAGCCCCAGUGAUUGUAAAGUCCAUGCAGGGCGGAUAUUGGGGUUCAGAGGCCAAAGUUUCUCUGACUGCUCUGGUGCUGAUUGCCCUGAAGGAAGGCAAGAUUCUAUGUACCUCUGAGGACCUGAACGUGAGUGCCAGUAUCCAGAGGGCUGCCACCUUCCUUGAGCAGCAGCUACCGAAUCUGAAAACAGUGUUCAGUGUGGCCGUUGCCUCUUAUGCCCUGGCCCUUGCGGACAGCCCCCGGGCUGAUGACCGACUGGAUGAUUUUGCAUCACCAGAUAAGAGUCACUGGCAGGUGAAAAAUGACAAGAAGUCUCUCUCCACGGUGGAGGCCACGGCGUAUGCUCUCCUGCAGAAGCUGCAGCUCGGUCGGCAUGGAGAUACACAUGCUAUCAGCAAGUGGCUCAUUGAGCGGCGGGAGCUCGGUGGCGGCUUCCACAGCACCCAGACCACAGUGGUGGCACUUGAGGCCCUGACACGGUACAGACAGGCCAUCCCCGCUGGCGGGGACUCGGCCAUCCAGGUCCAGAUCGCCGUUCCCACACGGGAGUUCGCUGUGAGGUGGACCUUUGACCAGACUAGUUCCUACCAGCUCCGCUCUCACAAGUUCUCGGCACAGGAUGACCUCAUCAUCAAAGCUAGUGGUACUGGAAAAGGUACCCUCUCUGUCUUGACCAUUUACCACAAGCUUCCACACAGCCAAAAGAGCUCUUGCCACCCUUAUCAUCUGAACGUAACCUUGCAUCCUGAUGAGAGAAGAGAAGAAGAGACCUAUCAUUUGAGGAUUGAGGCAAGGUACACGGGGCCCCAAGAUGCCACAAUGACUAUCCUGGAAGUGUCGCUGUUGACUGGUUUCUAUCCUGAUGAGGGUGACUUAAAGCAGCUUACAAGCAACAUUGAGAUGUAUGCUUUCCAAUAUGAGACCAAGACCAGCUCCAGUAACAGCUCUGUCAUCCUCUAUCUGGAAAAGCUCUCCAACCAAAUGAACACUGUGCUGAGCUUCCGCAUUCACCGGCUACUUAAUACAGAACUCUUGCAAGCUGCUCCUGUCACCAUCAUCAACUACUAUGAGCCUGAGGAGAGAUGCAGGGUCUUCUACAAUGUGCCGGGAGAUGCUGUGCUUAUGAGAAGGCUCUGCCAUAAAGACGUCUGCCGGUGUGCUGAAGAAAAGUGUCCAUCCCUAACCAGUAACCACAAUAUCAACCAAAAGGAACUGCAGAUCACAGCUUGUCAGCCAAGUGUUGACUUUGUUUAUAAGGCCCACUUGACAGAACUGGAGCAGAUUGAUACCUAUGUCUACUACACUAUGAAAAUCCUGGAAGUCAUCAAAAGUGGUACAGACAUUGGAGUUCUCAACAAAAACAAAAAAUUUAUCUCCCACAUAAUGUGUUUCCAUGCCCUUGGGCUGAAGGCCAAUGAGACAUAUUUAAUCAUGGGCCAGUCAUCAGAUCUGUGGAAGACGAGAGAUAACUACAGCUAUGCUUUAAGCACAGAUACCUUCAUCAUCAAGUGGCCAGAAAUAUCUGAUGUCGAUUUUUUGGAAUUUCGAAAUGAACUGGAAAAGUUUUCAGAAUUUCUAAGUAAUCAUGGCUGUGAAAAUUAGCUGGUCAGCAUCCAGCUGUGCCCUCAGAGGAGUGAUAAUAAAGAAUAUGAAUGCCUCCUAUCACUCAGCAGAGAGCUGGUAGAGGCACAAAAUGUGACAUACAAUUUCAGACGUAGCUAUUGUAAUAAUUUGUUUUUCUUCUUCUCAUUUUUUAUAUUUGUUCUAUUUGGGAACAGGGACUCAUUGGGAAAUGAUGAUAUUUAAAAAAAAAGAAAAAAAGCAUCAAUAAAAUUUUGAGGAUUUAAAAAACAA
Antechinus flavipes (yellow-footed antechinus) is the source of this 6444-nucleotide messenger RNA. Its product is annotated as venom factor-like. Gene Ontology annotation, molecular function: protein binding; endopeptidase inhibitor activity. Gene Ontology annotation, cellular component: extracellular region. The record is from RefSeq and is a predicted model, not a curated record. Lineage: Eukaryota; Metazoa; Chordata; Mammalia; Dasyuromorphia; Dasyuridae.